AUGUCGGUCCGUUCUCCCAAUCCGGUCAUCGCAUCCCCUCGGGUGCUUGAUCUGCUGGACCAUCUUCAUGGCCUUUCAACAUUCCAAGAAGCGCAAAUUACCUCUGAGAGCUAUAGACAAAAAGAUGGAUUUGAUGACCUGAUGAGAGACAAAUUUAUCGCUCUCGAUCAAGAUAAAUGUUGGUUCGUAUAUCAACUGUUGCUUAGCAAUAGAUCUAGGUAUGUCGUAGAGGCAGGAACAUCGUUCGGGGUAUCAACAAUAUACCUUUCUCUAGCUGUAUCGCAAAACUUGAAAUCCCUUGGACUGGAUGCGAGUCAAGGUAAAAUAAUAGCAACGGAAAAUGAAGCAACAAAAGCUAUUCGAGCAAAAGAAUGGUGGAAUCAAGCCGGGAAAGAUGUCGAAGAAUUGAUUGAUUUGAGACAAGGGGAUUUGAGAGAAACUCUGAAGACUCAUUUACCCGAAAAAAUAGAUUUAUUACUUCUUGACAUAUGGUGCCCUCUUGCUCUUCCAACUUUACAACUAGUUCAACCCAAUCUUCAUUCAGGAUCAGUAGUCAUAAUCGAUAAUAUAGUAGGAUCGGCAGAUAGAUAUAAAGAUCUGAUCGAAUAUCUUCGUGAUGGAAAGAACGAUUUUAGGAAUCUCACAAUACCGUAUAAUAAGGGAUUGGGGAUGAGUGUAUAUAUGGGUAAACGAUGA
This is a messenger RNA of Kwoniella shivajii, 696 nucleotides long. RefSeq lists its product as uncharacterized. Lineage: Eukaryota; Fungi; Basidiomycota; Tremellomycetes; Tremellales; Cryptococcaceae. The coding region runs from base 1 to 696 and encodes 231 amino acids. The record is from RefSeq and is a predicted model, not a curated record. The transcript is spliced from 3 exons.